AAAUAGAGGCAUCACCGUUUUUCUGAGUGUCCAAAAACCCCCUAUUCACAACUCCGACCCAACCCACGAAUAUAUCUUUCUCUUUCUAUGAUCACGGCGUCAUCACCGUUACCGUUAAAAGAAAUGCAGUCAACGAGGUCACGCCGCAAAGUGGCGCCGGGCGCCGCCGAUUCUGGUGACUCCGGCGAUAAGCAGGAACAGCUCCUCCUUUCUUCAGCCAUCUGUAACGGCGAGGACCUCGGCCCUUUCGUCCGCAAAGCGUUCGCUUCUGGUAGGCCUGAAACACUGGUCCACCACCUCCGUCACUUUUCUCGUUCGAAAGAAUCGGAAAUCGAAGAAGUUUGCAAAGCUCACUACCAAGAUUUCAUUCUCGCCGUCGACGAUCUUCGAUCUCUUCUCUCCGACGUGGAUUCUCUCAAAUCUUCUCUCUACGACUCCAACUCGAGACUCCAAUCCGUUGCCGGUCCUCUCCUUUCUUCCCUUGAUUCCUUCGUCGAAGCUCAAAAUGUUUCCAACAACGUGGACUCCGCUUUACAAUCGGUUUCUUUGUGUAUUAAGCUAAUGGAACUUUGCAUGAGAGCUAAUCAUCACCUCUCAAACGGAAGCUUCUACAUGGCCUUGAAAUGCUUAGACUCGAUUGAAAACGAUUUCCAUGAUAAAACGCCAUCAUCUACUUUAAAAAGGAUGAUAGAGAGCAAGAUUCCAGAGAUUCGAUCUCAUAUCGAGAGGAAAAUCAGCAAAGAGUUCGGCGAUUGGCUCGUGGAGAUUCGUGUGGUUAGUCGCAAUUUAGGGCAAUUAGCAAUCGGACAAGCCUCAGCUGCUAGGCAACGUGAAGAGGAUCUGAGAAUUAAGCAAAGGCAAGCCGAGGAACAGAGUCGACUCAGCUUGAGAGAUUGCGUUUAUGCUUUAGAAGAAGAUGAUGAUGAAGCUGGACUUGGAGGAGACGAAAACGAUGGUCACAAUUACGGUAAUAACGGCGUGUUAGGUUUUGAUUUGACUCCUCUUUAUAGAGCUUAUCAUAUUCAUCAAACUUUAGGACUCGAAGAUCGAUUUAAGCAGUAUUAUUUUGAGAACAGGAAGCUUCAACUAACGUCAGAUUUUCAAGUAUCUUCUAUGACUCCCUUUCUCGAAUCCCAUCAAACAUUUUUCGCCCAAAUUGCGGGGUUUUUUAUUGUAGAAGAUCGAAUCUUAAGGACAGGAGGGGGUUUAAUUUCGAACAUGGAAGUUGAGAAUUUGUGGGAAACUGCUGUUAGUAAAAUGUGCGCUGUUUUAGAGGAUCAGUUUUCAAGGAUGCAGACUGCUAAUCACUUGUUACUGAUUAAGGAUUAUGUCAGUUUGUUGGGAGUUACUUUGCGAAGGUGCGGCUACGCUGUGGGUGCAUUGCUUGAUGUUUUGAGCAAGCAUAGGGAUAAGUACCAUGAAUUGUUGUUGUCUGAUUGCCGGAAGCAGAUUGCAGAGGCACUUGCUGCUGAUAAAUUUGAGCAGAUGUUGAUGAAGAAGGAGUAUGAGUAUUCGAUGAAUGUUCUUUCUUUCCAGAUACAGACAUCAGAUAUUAUUCCUGCAUUUCCUUAUGUUGCACCGUUUUCAUCUACUGUACCUGAUUGUUGUCGGAUUGUUAGAUCUUUUAUUGAAGAUUCUGUUAGUUUUAUGUCUUAUGGUGGGCAUUUGGAUUUCUACGAUGUUGUUAAGAAGUAUUUAGACAGGCUUUUGAGUGAGGUUUUGGCUGAGGCACUUUUGAAGCUUAUUGGUUCAUCUGUCCAUGGGGUUUCUCAGGCAAUGCAGGUUGCAGCAAAUAUGGCUGUAUUGGAGCGUGCUUGUGAUUUCUUCUUUCGUCAUGCUGCACUACUUUCAGGAAUUCCUUUGAGAAUGGCCGAAAGGGGUAGGAGGCAGUUUCCUCUUAGCAAAGCCCGCGAUGCUGCAGAAGAAAUGCUGUCAGGGAUGCUCAAGGCAAAGGUUGAUGGUUUCAUGACAUUGAUUGAGAAUGUGAACUGGAUGACCGAUGAACCUUCACAAGGUGGUAAUGAAUAUGUGAAUGAGGUCCUAAUAUAUUUGGAAACUCUAGUUUCUACUGCACAACAGAUAUUACCACCUGAAGUUCUUAAAAGAGUUUUACAAGAUGUUCUAUCUCACAUAUCGGAGAAAAUUGUUGAUACUUUACUUGGGGAUUUCGUUAAGAGGUUUAAUGUAAAUGCUAUUAUAGGGAUUGAUGUAGAUAUUCGCUUGUUAGAGUCAUUUGCAGAUAACCUGGCUCCUAUUUUCUCUGAGGGCGAUGCAAAUCAGUUGAAAAAUGCACUUGUUACGAGGCAGUUGAUCAAUUUGCUUUUGAGCAGUAAUCCAGAGAAUUUUCUGAACCCAGUAAUUAGAGAGAGGAAUUAUAAUGCCCUGGACUACAGGAAAGUUGUGACAAUCUCAGAGAAGUUAAGGGAUCCUUCGGAUCGGCUAUUCGGAACCUUUGGGAGCAGGGGUGCCAAGCAGAGUUCAAAGAAAAAAUCGUUGGACGCAUUGAUAAAAAGACUCCGGGAUGUGAGCUGAUUUGGCGAGGAGCUGCAUGUAUGUCUUCGUUCUUUCACCUUUUACCUUUGUUGAUUGCAAUUGCAGAUAUUUCUAGCAUAUGGCUAGUUCAUUUGCCUCAUAGAAAGCACAGCAAUUGGUUUUCUCCUCUCUUUUUCCCUAGAUGUCUUGAAAAUUUUGUUUGUAUGUAUCAUUGAUAUGCAUUUUACUAUCAGCUUUAUUAAAGUCUUUAUGGGCCAUGAGUGAUUUUUUUCUUUACCAGUUGCAUGGAUACCUUUUGCCAUUAGUAAAAUGCUACAUCCAUUGCCU
Messenger RNA from Hibiscus syriacus, 2820 nucleotides. Its product is annotated as exocyst complex component SEC15B-like. NCBI's taxonomy places the organism in Eukaryota, Viridiplantae, Streptophyta, Magnoliopsida, Malvales, Malvaceae. Gene Ontology annotation, cellular component: membrane; exocyst. Gene Ontology annotation, biological process: exocytosis; Golgi to plasma membrane transport; intracellular protein transport. The record is from RefSeq and is a predicted model, not a curated record.